AUGGCCCCCGGAGAAGCCACGGUGACGGUCUGCCUGGUCCUCUCCUUCAAACACCUCAACUUCAAGCCAGUGGUCUAUCACGGUGUCCACCUUGAUAAGACGGUGAAGGAAUUUAUCCUGUUCCUGAGAAAAGACAUCACCCUGAGACCAGGCCUCCCGUCUCCAUUCCAGCGUUAUAAAUACGACACGAUGAAGAUUAUUCAUCAGGCCCAUAAAUCAAAGGUCAGUAAACCUUUAUCCUCCACAGAACAAUUCUUGGAAAAAUGA
Messenger RNA from Tachyglossus aculeatus (Australian echidna), 267 nucleotides. RefSeq names its product chromosome 9 C2orf76 homolog (gene C9H2orf76). The record is from RefSeq and is a predicted model, not a curated record. The coding region runs from base 1 to 267 and encodes 88 amino acids. Lineage: Eukaryota; Metazoa; Chordata; Mammalia; Monotremata; Tachyglossidae. The transcript is spliced from 2 exons.